Electrophorus electricus (electric eel) is the source of this 3003-nucleotide messenger RNA. The record is from RefSeq and is a predicted model, not a curated record. NCBI's taxonomy places the organism in Eukaryota, Metazoa, Chordata, Actinopteri, Gymnotiformes, Gymnotidae.
CGAGCUGGGUGGAGGAGAAACGGGUGUCGGUAGCGGGCUCGUGUCAAACGAGGCGCGCGACCAUUCCGUUCGCCACCGUGGGUUUCCAGAAUAAAUCCGUUAAUGGUGUAAUUAUUGGCGGGUUCGUGGUUGGCUGGAUCUUGUUGACCCCUGUCACAAGUAGGGAUUACAAUCUUCAAUUCUUAGCACAGAUUUAUGGAUCAUCUCAAGUGGGUAUGUGGGCGUAAUCGCUGGCCUGUCAAGACUGCCAGCUAGCUACUUCACUGCAUAUUCACUCCGAACAAAAGCUACUGGGACUCCCGCAUGAGGCUUCUGAAUGGCGCGCCGGGUGGCUCGAAUACCUACAGCGCGAAGCCGUCAGGAAUCGCCUGCCGCUCAGGUGACGGGAGUCCGAAAGUGACGUCACUUCCGUUCGAACGCUGGCACUUCAGUAGAGGUGAAUUGCAUGAGAUUAGAGAAUUCCGACAUAAAACGAACGCGCGUUUUGUGCGGUUGUCUGGUAGGGCAGGCUGCCUAGUUUUGUUUUGUUUUGUUUUGUUUUGUUUUUUUCUGUCUGUCCACCGGAUACAGCCGAAGUAACGUAACCGGGAGCAGAAUUCAAAACUCUUUUUUUUUUUUUUUUGCCUACACCGAGGAAUCUUCGGUGUUUUGUAAACGAAGGUGAGGGAACGCUUCGUUCAGUUUUGGUCUACUGUUUUGUUUCCCCCCACCCAGAGAACCUUCGGUAAACGCUGCUCGGGACACCGACGCGUGUAUAAAUCUUGUUCGCACCAGCCGAGAAGUUUAAAGCAGGGUGAGCGCUAUGCGCUGUGUCGGCGGGAUACCAUGAGAGAGAUGGGUCUGUGUUUCGGCUCCCAGCUCACGGAGGAGGACAAGGCGGCGAAGAUUCACAGCGCCAGCAUAGACCGAGACCUGUAUGAAUAUGCGAAGCGAGAUAUGAACGUGGUGAAGAUUCUUAUGCUUGGGGCUGCUGAAAGUGGGAAGAGCACUCUUGUUAAACAGAUGAAGAUUAUUCAUAGCAAUGGAUUCACCAAGCAAGAGCUGGCCACCUUUAAGCCAGCUGUGCUGGACAAUCUGCUGACGUCCAUGAAGUUUGUGCUGUAUGGGAUGGGCAUGCUGAGAAUCAACCUGGCCAACAGCAAGAACAAGGUCCACGCUCACACCGUGCUGUCCUGUGGGCGGUGUUUUGAUGAGGAGCAGGUGCUGUUUCCCUUCAUUAGCCACGCCCUGUCCUGCCUGUGGGCGGAUCAGGGGGUCCAGUCCGCGGCGACGCGCGGAUAUGAGUAUGAGCUCAACGACUCGGCGCUUUAUUUUUUUGAAAACAUGGCUCGGAUCGUUUCUCCGGACUAUGUGCCCACAGAGAUGGACGUGCUGAGGGUGAGAAUACGGACCACCGGUGUCAUCGAGACCCAGUUUAAGGUCAAACACCUGGUCUUCAGGCUGUAUGACGUUGGAGGCCAGAGGACGGAGAGGAGGAAGUGGAUCAGCUGCUUUGAGGAUGUGAGAGCUGUGCUCUUCGUGGUUGCUCUGAGCGGCUACGACAUGACGCUGGUGGAAGACCCUUCCAUGAACCGGCUGCAGGAGAGCCUCAAGCUCUUCUCUUCCAUCUGCAAUAACGUGUUCUUCAGGACCACCUCCAUGAUCUUAUUUAUGAACAAGAUCGAUCUUUUUCAAGAGAAGAUCCUCCAUUCCGGCCGCCACCUAAGACACUACCUGCCACUCUUCAAAGGUGCUGACUGUGAUGUGGAUGCUGCUGCCCGAUUCAUUGCCGCCAUGUUUGUGUCUCAGAACACCGCACCUGGGAAACUCAUCUUCCAUCACUUCACCACAGCGACUGACACCUCCAAUGUCCAGGUGGUCUUCCAGGUUGUCAUGGACACCAUCAUCAAGGAGAACCUGGAGGCCAUAUCUCUGCUCUGAGAUCCCUGUUGCACAUGACUGUGGUUCCAUUUGUUUCGUGCACUGUGUUACAGAAACUAAAACUCUAUGCAAAGUUCAGAACUGCACUAGGGAUAGGAGACAAUACCUUGGUCAUUACUGCACUCACACACACACUCACUGAUGAUUUUUGGGGAAUUUGUUGGUUAUUUAGUGAAAGCCCAGUCCAGGUCACAUACAGUUGCAUGAUGAGCUAUCCAAGGUGCUGAAACAGACUUUACCCUUAGCUGCUGUGGUUGGAUUCUGCUAGAAGUAACAUUUUAAGGAAACCUACAUUAAAAAAGCCCUGACCCAAGGUCCACCUGUAGCGUUUGCACUGCCCAUCCUCGAGCAUUCACUAUCACAUGUCACGGCCUGGUUAAGAGUCAUCCACCACCCAGAAACUCUAGACAUCAGUGACUGGUCAGAAACUCAGGUAAGGUAGCAUUGUUGAAGCUACUUUCAUAUCAGGGUCUGUUUGACAGAAAAGUUCUUCAGCUAUAAUUUGCAUUGUUCCAUGAACAGAGGGGGUACCUGAUCAGCCAGCCUCCCAAAGUACACCAAUCAGUGUCCAAGCAGGGAGGUGGAGAUGGAGAGAGAUGGAUGGGCCCUUCUUUAUAUUCAGAGUUACUGAAGACAUCUCACACUGCAAUUCAGUUUGUUGAUGCUGUUGUCAAAUUUUCCCAUUACUCAGUAAUGUGAGAGACAUUUGGUUUGAACGUUGAAGAGAUUUGAGGUGGUCAAAUACCUUGGCUUGAGUGUGUGUGUGUGUUUGUCCAUUCGUGCAUCCAAGAGUGUUUUCCUCAUAUCAGUAUUUGCCAAAGCGUUUUCCCGCGGGUCUGCAAACACCAGUUAAUGAUCAAUUUGCAUGUGUGUUUUCACGCCUCUGUCAAAUAGCUUUAAAAACGCCUAUCAUUACCCCCUGCGCACCAGCCACAUUUAUGGGAAUAUUUUAAUCUUUGUGUUUAUAGGCCGAGUUCCUCUCUGAAAUGCCCCUCUAGCCUGUUGUUUCAAUACAAGCCUAACCCGUCCUGCUGCAGUUAUGUAGUUCUUUUCACUUUGUAGUUUUUUCAUCCAAGUCUCUCC